CUGUAACCAAUCACAUGCCUCCAUUUUCUGGUGGGCGUGUCAUACGCUCAGCGCUCACAAACCCAAGCUAACGAAUAAACAACUAAGUUAGCUUUGUCGGCUAGUUAGCAGCUUCUGAAAUGGCGUCGUUAACGGCGACAGAGCCAGCGAUAUGUGCACUACCGGCAGCAGAGUCCAUAGUGCCCGCUUGUAUGUUUGCACCGGACCAGGGAUGUGCUGACGACCCGUGCAGCGGAGAGUGCUUCGAAGACGGCGAGGGUACAAACGGCGAGCCCGCGGAUCAUUUAGACCUCAGCAGCAAGCUGGUCCUAGUGAGUCCAACAGGGGAACAGUAUGAUUCAUUACUACGGCAUCUGAGGGAGCGGAUAGAUGAAGGCUGUGGAGAGACGAUCUAUGUGGUUGGGAUGGGUUCAGAUGGCGGUGACUACGGUCUGGAUGAGAAGGACAUGGAGGCGUCGGUAGCCACGGUACGGUCGCUGUGUGAACAGAUUGAGGCUGACCUGAUCUGGCUGAGGGAGAGGACAGACACCGGCGGAAAGAUUCAGGACUACCUCAUCCGCCGACGUGUGGGCGAGCAGGACUUUCUGGAAGUCAGAGUGGCGGUGGUAGGGAACGUGGACGCGGGCAAAAGCACUCUGCUGGGGGUUCUGACCCACGGUGAGCUGGACAAUGGCAGAGGCUUCGCUCGGCAAAAGCUCUUUAGACACAAGCAUGAAAUGGAAAGCGGCAGGACCAGCAGUGUGGGCAAUGAUAUCCUGGGGUUUGACCAGGAGGGACAGGUGGUGAACAAGCCAGACAGCCACGGUGGCGGCUUAGACUGGACCAAGAUCUGUGAGAAAUCCUCGAAGGUCAUCACCUUCAUCGACCUGGCUGGUCACGAGAAGUACCUCAAGACCACUGUCUUCGGCAUGACGGGGCACCUGCCUGAUUUCUGCAUGCUCAUGGUCGGCAGUAACGCUGGCAUCGUUGGCAUGACCAAAGAGCAUCUGGGUCUGGCACUGGCCUUGAAUGUGCCGGUGUUUGUUGUGGUUACUAAGAUAGACAUGUGUCCAGCCAACAUCCUGCAAGAGACGCUAAAAUUAUUACAGAGGUUAUUAAAGUCACCAGGCUGCAGGAAAAUCCCAGUGUUGGUCCAGAACAAGGAUGAUGUCAUCGUCACAGCCUCCAACUUUAGCUCUGAGAGGAUGUGUCCGAUUUUUCAAAUCUCAAAUGUGACAGGGGAGAACAUGGACCUGCUGAAGAUGUUCCUCAACCUCCUUUCAUCGAGGACCAACUUCAACAACGAUGAGCCUGCUGAGUUCCAGAUAGAUGACACAUACUCCGUACCGGGCGUGGGCACAGUAGUUUCAGGGACUACGUUACGUGGAAUGAUUCGACUCAACGACACGCUGCUCCUAGGCCCAGACCCGCUGGGCACCUUCAUCCCCAUCGCCGUUAAAUCCAUCCACCGCAAGAGGAUGCCUGUUAGGGAGGUUCGCGGUGGCCAGACUGCAUCGUUUGCCCUCAAAAAGAUCAAGCGUUCGUCUAUAAGGAAAGGCAUGGUCAUGGUUUCCCCAAAGUUGAUGCCACAGGCCACCUGGGAGUUUGAGGCUGAGAUUUUGGUGCUCCAUCACCCCACCACGAUAUCCCCGAGAUACCAGGCCAUGGUCCACUGUGGCAGCAUCAGGCAGACAGCCACCAUCCUGACCAUGAACAAAGACUGCCUACGGACAGGGGACAAGGCCACAGUCCACUUCCGCUUCAUUAAGACUCCCGAGUACCUGCACUGUGACCAGAAGCUGGUGUUCAGGGAGGGACGCACCAAAGCUGGGGCACCAUCAAAAGUACUGGAUCAGUCGAACACCCAGGCGGCUUAAGCCCAACAGGCCAAGAUGCGAGCCAUUUAAGAAGACUUCUAAAGAUGCACAGCAGCCAAUGAAGGAGGGCCGUGGAUCAGCAUUGCACGGCCGCCAAGUCCGAAACAGCAGCAACUGCAGCUCAAGUCAGGAGGUGGAGGACGCAGGAGAGGUGGUCAGAGACAUCGAGGGAAAGGCCUGAACGCUGCAACAAUCUCUACAGCAGUGCCUGCAGGAGCAGCGGGCACGGCCUAAAAACACAACAUCUCCUUUCUCCUCAGCUCUCCUCAUCUCCUUAAGGGAAGGAAAGUGACUGCAUGGCCCUCUGGUGGUAGCAUACAAAGACUGACCUCCUAAUAUAAAAUGAUAAUUGAACAGUUUUGAAUCAUAAGAGUGAGUUAUUUUCCACAUCAAGUCAAUUUGAAGCUUUAUUGGUGUAAUAACUCAUGGACUGCUGAAGAUGGUGUUGAGUUUUUAUUUAGUUUGGGGUUUUUUUCAGCAAAUUUUUUCUGCAAUUUCUAGAUUUAAUUACAUUAUAUAACCCUUUCUAUUUUAAUACAAGUUUUGGGGGUGUUCAUCAUGUUUGUAGUUCAUUAGAAUGUAUUGUAUUGCAUUAACUGUGUUUCCCAACCAGCAGAGGCAUCUGUCACUUUCCCUUCUCUCCACAGUAUACUUUUUUUCUGUUGCUCAUCUUCUUGUCCUCAUUCUACAUCCUCUGUUCACUUCCACCUAACUUUGAUUAAUGCAACUUUUUUAUGAUGGCAUCAGGGUUGGAGCCUCAGUCAUUUGAGAAAGCAGACUGUGUUCAGUAGUUGAAAAAUAGUAUUUUUAUCCUUUACUAAGCUCGUCGUCAUUGAUUCUGGCAGUUGGAAAUCACAGCAGGAAUCGAUUGAACUGAAAGGGAAAUGAUGCCAACCCUAUGUGUACUUAUGUUUCUGUGACGAGCAGAGCUAAAAAUGAAAGGAAAAUGCAAUGUCGGUUUACCCUGUCAUUCAGUUGAAUGGUGGCUGAAAUUUUCCUGUUGGAAUCACUUUCUAAAUAUUUGCUUUACCGGUGUAACAGUGCCGGGAUUUGGUGAAUUUUGUUGCUCAUUGACAGGAAAGCUAUUUUGGCCACUAUAUUGCACUAUUUACCAGCCAUCACCUGUCAUGCACAUCUCCUUGUGGAUGAAGAGAAAAACAGUCUCAUCCAUUUAAUCUCACAUCGUGUAAAUUUAUUAAUUGCUAUAGAAAGGUCAUUUUAUCUUGGUUUUCCCCUUCUUUUUGAGUCAGGGUUGCGGUUUUAACAGAUCCUGUUUGUGCAACCAGGAAAGACAGAAAAGAUCUGAAAUUCUUCUUUGUUCCCCAAAGUAAUGUCACGUGUAAAAGUAGCUUCAUGUCAUGCGUUUACCUGGCAUAAAAGUCUUUGUGAAGUAACCUAAUUAAACUUAAUUUGCUGGAAAAUAUUUCGAGCGAAGCAGGAGUAAGCACAACUUUCCUCCAUUUUGAUGCAGUCUGACCACCAAAAAUCCAGAGGCUGAUACUCUCAUGCACAAAAACAGAUAUUUCUAAGCUCCAAGCGUUAAAUACAAACCUUUUUUAUAUGACCAGAGAGAAAACGUUUUUCGGUAUGUACUGCAUGAAUAAUUUACAGAUACUUUUCUAUGAUUCAGUUUUGACUCUAGAGAUGUCAGCCAGCCAGAUAAAACACGACAGAAACUGUCUCGUGUCUGAACACACUAGCCGAUCGUGUAAGUUAAAGGACCAGUGUGUAAGAUUUAGUGGCAUCUAACAGUGAGGCUGCAGAGUGAAACCAACUGAAUACCCCUCGCCUCACUCUUCCCUUCCAGCCGUGUAGGAGAAACUAUGGUAGCAGUUCUGUACAAGAGGACCUGUCGAUUAAAAACGGCUCAUUCUAACGAAAACACAGCACUUUAUUUUCAGGUGGUUAUACACUAAUGAAAACAGACCUGUGAUUGUUAUAUUUCAUUUCAGCCAAGAGAUCCCCGUAAAUCUUACACACCGGACCUUUAACGCAUCUCAUCUCAGAUUGUCUUUAAUAAGCUAACAUAAACCACUGAUCACAUGAAACGACUGUUACUGUAGUUUCCCAGUUUGGAGUUUAUAUUGGGAAGGGAACUGAAUAGCAUUAUUGGUUGUCGCAGUUUGAGUGGUGUUUCCCUUUCAUGCAUACAUACCCCGAUUCAAUGCUGGUCAGUUUGGUCUGAGAGUCUUUUGGGCCACUGAAUUACCCAUUUUAUGAAGAUCACAGAUAUACUGAACUGCCAGAAUAUUUCUCCCUUGUUUACCUUUGACCUUUUCUCCUUUUAAGGACCUUACAAAUUGUUUUUUUGAAGGGACACAUUUUGUGUGUUUGUAUGUACAAAAAUUCAAAGUUGUGCAGAACUGAGGAUAAAAAAAAGAUGCCAUUUAAAUUAAGUGCUGCCAGUUUGUGUUGUAAAUCCUUUUAAAUAAAGAUGUUAUAGAAAACGGA
Messenger RNA from Morone saxatilis (striped sea-bass), 4307 nucleotides. It is a transcript of the gene gtpbp1l, whose product is annotated as GTP binding protein 1, like. NCBI's taxonomy places the organism in Eukaryota, Metazoa, Chordata, Actinopteri, Moronidae. Gene Ontology annotation, biological process: translational elongation. The record is from RefSeq and is a predicted model, not a curated record. Gene Ontology annotation, molecular function: GTP binding; translation elongation factor activity; GTPase activity.